AUGCUUGCUAAAUACAAAUCAAUUACCUUUAGACGUGUUGUUGCUGACGAGGAUGAUAUAGAUGACGUGGGGAAUGUAACUCCAUUCACCACUGUCUUAGGCGGGUCGUGUUUUGCUGACUGCAAUAAACUGACAUCCCUUGCGUUGUCGACUGAUAUUGUGAUACUUGAGGCGGGGUGUCUUCCAUACAGUCUUGUGUCACUAACCCUUUCUGCUCGUCUGAAAAAAAUAUCGACUGAUGUUUUCGAUCACUGUGAUAGCUUAACACAGAUUGUUACGAUUCCACCGAACACCCCCUUUGUCGCUCGAGUCGAUUGUCAAACACAAAAGGUGUUUAAUCGCUGUGGAUGCAAAUGUUUGAACGUGAUGUUCACGUUAGAGGACCGAAUGGAGUUUGGUAAUAACAUAUCAGGGGAAGUCCAGACUAUUGCCCGAGGCACUUUCGACUGGUGCACGUUGAAGUCGAUAUCAUUGCCAGGGAAUGUGACUGCGCUCGAGACGCGUGCGUUCAAAAGAUGUUACAAACUCGAGACGAUUUCUCUUCCGGAACAUAUUGUGAUGAUAGGGAGUGAGUGCUUUGCUGACUGUCCCAAUCUGAAGACAGUCGAGUUUGGGAACAACAUCUCAUGCAUGGGGAGAAAUUUGUUUCUGAACUGUAGUAAACUCGAAAAGAUAGUGUUCGACGAGAUCACCACAACUAUCCCACUCACUAUAUUUGUGUUGAACGAAAAAGCACAAGAGAAGGGCUGGCGUGUUAAAGUCGAGAAGGCAGACGUCUCUAUAAUGAAAGAAAAGUGUGUCGAGCAGAGUGUCCAGAUCAACGAAGUGUGUAGCUCUGCGUUUGAGAACAGUGACAUCACUUGUAUCAACUUAGAAAACUGUGAAAAGGUCGAGAAGACUGCUUUUAAAGGGAGUAAACUCGCUAAAAUUGAAUUUUCAAAUCGACUGAAAGAGAUUGAUGAAUUCGCUUUUUCAUAUUGCGAUAAGUUAACGUCUAUAGUUCUGCCCUCCUCUGUCUUACAUUUGGGGAGUAACUGUUUUUUGUCAUGUGGACUGAGUCAGAUCACCGUACUUGUGAAAGAAAUACCCGUGAACUGUUUUUCUUUUUGUGAACAACUGUCGAAAGUGGAAUGCGCUAAUGUGCAGGCAGUAAGAGAUUGCGCAUUCUCAUAUUGCAAAUCACUCAAGGACAUUUCGUUGACUGCUUCAAGCAUCAUUGGUGAAGGUGUUUUCAUUGGGUGCAGCGAAUUGACGAAUGUGAGACUUUCAGACUCGGUGCUGGUCAUUCCAAAUAACAUGUUUUGUCAGUGCUCAAAACUGCAAAAUGUUAUUCUGCCCGCAUCAGUGAGUCGAAUAGGAGACUUUGUAUUUAGUCAGUGCUCCGAACUUAAUUCGAUCAUAUUCCCAACGAAGCUGGAGUACAUCGGGAAGUCGUGUUUUAACAAAUGCGAAUCAAUGACAGAAGUUGUUUUAAAUGCAGUCAAAGAACUUGGAGUAAAUUGCUUCUCGUUUUGUUCCAAUUUAGUGACGUUGGAUUUGGAGAAAUGCGAAUUGACUGAAAUACCGGAGGGAUUCUGUAAAUUGUGCACUAAACUCGAAACCGUCGUAUCCCCAAAUGGACUUACAGCUAUCAAGAAAAAUGCAUUUUCAGGGUGCGUCUCCUUGUCCAAAUUUGCUCUGCCACAAAACGUGAGUUGUGAGGGGUCUUCUUUCAAGAACGCAAACAAGAAAUUUGAUGGUUCGUCGUCGAUCGACAAAGCUGCUUUCUCAUAA
Messenger RNA from Entamoeba invadens IP1, 1773 nucleotides. RefSeq lists its product as hypothetical. NCBI's taxonomy places the organism in Eukaryota, Evosea, Mastigamoebida, Endamoebidae. The coding region runs from base 1 to 1773 and encodes 590 amino acids. The record is from RefSeq and is a predicted model, not a curated record. The transcript has a single exon.